ACAUCACUCGCGCAAAGCAGGAGGGAGCGCACACACACACACACACACACACACACUUGGACAGUUGCGCUUCCCUCGUGAAAACAAUGGCAAACCAUGGUCUGUUUUGAAAAGGCAACCACAGGCAGCGAGCAGCGAGGCAUUCAGCGAGCUGGCAUUGUAUUUAGAGGCUUUUCUGCUCUGCAUCGCUUUAGUCGUGUAUUGAUUUUAAUGCACAUGUGCGUGCAGAUUCUAUUUAGCUUUAUUUAAAAAUGUGCACGACGCUCUCUGCCAGCUCACACAUUCAGUGCAUGUGUGGCUAGCUCGUCACUGCUGCCUUUUCACUGUUCGGGGCUCCAGCCACUAGCUCCUUUUUUUUCACCCUGCUAGUAAGCUAGCGCUAGCUCGGUGGCUUGUAUUUACUUGAGAAUAAGUAAAAAUAAAUACGAAUGUAGCGCAUAUCAUUUUUACUAUCGGGUCGGAACAGCGGAUAGUAAGUCUACCACACAAUCGUUACUAUCGAGUACAUAAGCGAGUCUUGUAUGGUUUGUGGUAGAAAAUACUUUGCUGGCUAGCGGACUGGCUAGCUAUUUGUGCGCAUUAUUCGACUGAGGAAAACUGCGAGUUUUCUUUUGAAAGUAUGGAUGAUCAAACGAGGAUGAUGUCGGGUCUGGCCGGACUCGGUGGACUAUCGCAGGCCGACGUGGGCGACCCAGACGGGGUUCGAAAGUCACUCGGUCAGCCUCAACAAGACAUUGGGGAUAUUCUUCAGCAAAUAAUGGCCAUCACCGACGAGAGCCUGGACGAGGCGCAGGCCAGGAAGCAUGCCCUGAACUGUCACAGGAUGAAGCCGGCGCUCUUCAGUGUUCUGUGCGAGAUCAAAGAAAAGACUGUGCUGAGCAUCCGCGGCGUGCAGGAGGAAGACCCCCCGGACCCCCAGAUCAUGCGCCUGGACAACAUGCUGCUGGCGGAGGGCGUGUCCGGCCCGGAGAAGGGCGGGGGCUCGGCGGCGGCGGCUGCGGCGGCGGCGGCGGCGGGCGGCUCGCCGAACGACGGCAGCAUCGAGCACUCGGACUACCGGGCCAAGCUGGCGCAGAUCCGGCAGAUCUACCACUCGGAGCUGGAGAAAUACGAGCAGGCGUGCAGUGAGUUCACCAACCACGUGAUGAACCUGCUGCGGGAGCAGUCGCGCACGCGGCCCAUCUCGCCCAAGGAGAUCGAGCGCAUGGUGGCCAUCAUCCACCGCAAGUUCAGCUCCAUCCAGAUGCAGCUGAAGCAGAGCACCUGCGAGGCCGUCAUGAUCCUGCGCUCUCGCUUCCUCGACGCCAGGCGCAAGCGGCGCAACUUCAACAAGCAGGCGACGGAGGUGCUGAACGAGUACUUCUACUCCCACCUGUCCAACCCGUACCCCAGCGAGGAGGCCAAGGAAGAGCUGGCCAAGAAGUGUGCCAUCACCGUCUCUCAGGUCUCUAAUUGGUUCGGCAACAAGAGAAUACGCUACAAGAAGAACAUUGGUAAGUUCCAGGAGGAAGCAAAUCUCUACGCAGUUAAAACGGCGGUGGACGCCGCCAGUGUGUCGGCGCAGGCUAGCCAGGCUAACUCUCCGGCGACGCCCAACUCAGGUGGAUACCCUGCACCGUGCUACACACCUGACGGCAGGCUAUGAGGAGCUGUCGGCCAGCAGCCUCUUCACCAGUCAACUGGACGCUAACAGCAGCUGGCAGGACGGCGACCCCACCUCCACCUCCACCACCACCACCCUCAUCCCCCCGCAGAUCCCCUCUCCACCUGGCCCACCCUGCAGCAUCCACUCCGACACCUCCAACUGACACCCCACCUUUUGCACCCCCCCGCCCCCUUCCAGAGAGAGAGACACACACACACACACACACACACACACACACACACACACACACACACACACACACACACACACACACACACACACACACACACACACUGUCCCAUUGCCACAGGACUGCCCAGCACUAGGGGGGGGAGGGGGGAGGGUUUAUUUGCCUUCCGAUACCGGGACUGUAGAUUCAGAAAUGCGGAAGCCCCCCCCC
Gadus chalcogrammus (walleye pollock) is the source of this 2045-nucleotide messenger RNA. It is a transcript of the gene pbx4, whose product is annotated as pre-B-cell leukemia transcription factor 4. Gene Ontology annotation, biological process: neuron development; brain development; embryonic organ development. Gene Ontology annotation, molecular function: DNA-binding transcription factor activity, RNA polymerase II-specific; RNA polymerase II cis-regulatory region sequence-specific DNA binding. The coding region runs from base 620 to 1645 and encodes 341 amino acids. Lineage: Eukaryota; Metazoa; Chordata; Actinopteri; Gadiformes; Gadidae. The record is from RefSeq and is a predicted model, not a curated record. The transcript is spliced from 8 exons. Gene Ontology annotation, cellular component: nucleus.